Hyaloperonospora brassicae is the source of this 1974-nucleotide messenger RNA. The record is from the annotation of a GenBank genome assembly. NCBI's taxonomy places the organism in Eukaryota, Oomycota, Peronosporomycetes, Peronosporales, Peronosporaceae.
AUGCAGAGCUCCGACCUCGUCACGGGCUCUGUCGUCGGGCUCGGGACGCUGGACCUCGCGCUGUGUGCUGCCUAUAUGGUCUCUGUCCUGCUCGUCGGCCUCUUCUUCACUGUCCGAGAGCAACGUGCGCGUCAAGCGACUUGUCGCAACGACAAGACGCGCGAGAGCGCUACGCCAGUCGAGAAAUCGGAUCGUGUUUUAGAGGAAUACUAUCUAGGGGCCCGUCAGAUUCCCUGGUAUGCACUGGCAGUGGCCGACGUGAGCUCGUACAUUGAUAUCUCUGGGACGAUGAUCAAUACAGCGCUCGUCUAUGCGCUCGGCGUGAAGGGCAUGUACGUCGAGAUCCGUGGCGGGCUGUGCUUGUUCCUGGCCUUCCAAUUGGCCUACACGGGCAACUUGUCGCGUCGAUGUCAGGUCAAGACGAGAGGAGAAUGGAUCAAGUUCCGGUUUGGAACGCACACUCAUGCUGUGCUGCUGCGGACGAUGAUCGCGGUCACGGCUUUGACCAGUGGCGUCCUUGCGACAACGUACUUUGCUGUAGGCGGAGGGAAGUUUUUCACUGAGUUUGUACAGCUGCCAAAGUGGUUUGGCCUGCCGUCUGAAUUCUGGGCCGCGGCUACAUUGAUGGUCGUAGCGAUCUUGUACACCAUCGUGUCCGGCUUCUCGACCAUUGUGUACACGGACGUGUACCAGAGCCUCUUCAUGUUUGUGUCGUUCGUCACUGUCGCGGUGAUGGGCUUCAUGGUACAUCUCCCGGAUCACUUUUCGGUAUUCCUGCCGGGGAGGACGGUGCGUGGAGAGCCCGAGUACAUCGAGGUACACACUACACGAAGCGCGUGGGUUUCAGCUGUGCCGCCAAGCUCCUUGGGCUUACCCGACGAGGCCUCUUUUUCGAUGUACAAUUCCUUCGGCCUUGUGUUGAUCUCCUACUCAUUGCUUCAAAUGAUGCGGUCAGCAUCUGGGCCGGGUGGUUCAGGCCUUCAGACCGUGCUUGCAACCAAAUCCGAGCGUGAAGUGCGAUCGCAAACAUUCUUGGCCAUGAUGUUGUUGAGUCUGCGCUGGGCCUUCAGUGGCGGUAUUGCCGUGAUGGGCAUUCACUAUUCGAUGCAGCAUGCUGGAGUGGUGCUUGACCCGGAGCGUGUGGUGCCGGUCGUGAUUGACAAAAUGCUGCCAGUGGGCGUAAAAGGGCUCGUCUUGGCAUCGCUGCUAGCGGCAGCGCUGACUACUUUCGACACGACUAUCAACAGUGCGUCGUCGUACUGGACAGUGGAUAUCUAUCAGGCUCUGAUCAACCCGAAUGCGUCCGAACGUCAACUGUUGUGGCACGCGCGGUUGUCCUCGGUCUUUGUGAUGCUCGCUGGUCUCUUGCUCUCACUCGAUGUAAGCACCAUCAACCGUAUCUGGGGCUUCAUGACCAUCUCCAUGGCUGGUGGUCUCAUGUGGCCCUUCUUCUUUUCGUGGUACUGGGCGCGCUUCAAUGCAUUCAGCUGUUUGCUCGGGGUCGUCUCGGGGUACAUUGCAGCAUUUGCUGUGUUCAUCUUUGCGCCGCUGCUUGAAGAGCUCCAGGCGUUCGUGAUCGUAUCGUCGAUUUCCGGCGUCAUCUCUAUUGCUGUCUGUCUUCUGACUCGGCCCGAGUCAGAUAAGGUGCUUCGGCAAUUCUACCGCUUUGCUCGUCCGCCGGGUGCCUGGAGCAGCAUCAAGCACAUUUGCUUCCCAAAAGAGAUGAUUGCUAAAAUCGACGCGGAAAAUUAUGCUGAUCUGGCAUGCUCAGGGCUGAUUGUCAUCGCUCAAUUGGCGCUGUACGUCUUGAUGGUGAGUAUCGUCGUUCAGGCGUGGACCCAAAGUCUCAUGCUUGCGGUUGUUCUGGUCAUCACGUUGCCACUUAUCUACGUGAAAUGGUACAUCAAGCUGAAAGAUCGCUCAACUGGCGCGUGCAAGGAUGAUCUGAACGCGUCACUGCUGGGUCCUGCUUGA